CUGUCGUGGGAGGAGUUUGAAGUGACUGACUCCAGCUGCUCCGUCUCCUCCUCCACCGGGGCCACUCGUCAGGUUCCCGGGGAUGAACGAAGCGCGUGUCCGCCUCGGACUCGGUCACAUCUGGACGAUGAGAGCGGCCGCAGCAGCUGCAGCUGCCCGGUGCGCGGAGCUCAGAACCCGCAGACUCGUCCCGCAACUUCCCCUGGAGUCCGGAGGAGACUGAGGCUUCUUGUCUGUUCUGUCACAACCAGAGGUGAGCGGACUGUUCCUCCUGCGCUGCGCCUUUACGCACGAGCUUCCACCUCAGCUCCAGUGGUUUGUCGUCAUGUCCCUGUGGGUGAUCCUCCCCGUCAGCCUGCCGGUCUUCACCAUCACUGGAAUAUGGCUCGUAUACGCGAUGGCCGUGUACAACCAGCACGUCUGCCCUGUGAACAACUGGCUUUACAACGAGUCGUGCGAGGAGCUGCUGCCGGUGCAGACGGGUCCCGUGCUGUGCUGCACCCUGGACAACGUCCCGCUCAUCAGUAAAUGUGGCACGCUGCCGCCCGAGAGCUGCUUCUUCAGCCUCAUCUGCAGCAGCGGCUCCUUCAUGGCGAUGCUGAUCGGCCUCCUGCGAUACGCCCACGUGAUCGAGAAGCACCAGAACUGCGUCCUCAACAUGGCCGCCCUCUCCACCGGCUGGAUCUGCGCCACCGGCCUCAUCAUGGUGGGCAACUUCCAGGUGGAUUUCGCCAAAGUCCUUCACUACGUCGGCGCCGGCGUGGCCUUCCCGUGCAGCACGUUGUUCGUGUGUCUGCAGUCGGCUCUGACCUACAGACUCGCCAAGACCCAGGACGAGUACCGGCUGGGACACCUGCGCGUCGGGAUGGCGCUGCUCGCCCUGGUCGCCCUGGUUCUCAGCGGCGUCUUCUUCUGCCAGGAGAGCUCGGCCCUGCAGCACGCCUCCGCCAUCUUCGAGUGGCUCUACUGCAUGAUCAUCAUGCUCUUCUACGGCACGUUCGCCUUCGAGUUUGGCGGCAUGUCGGGGGACACGCUGAUGGUGCUGUCCCGAGGAGGAGGGGGAGGAGGAGGAGGAGGAGGAGGGGGGCUGCAGAGCUUCUCCGCCUCCGAACACAAGGUGGACGUCGGCCAGCGCCAGCCGGAGAGUUUGUCGAUGCUGUAGCGCCUGAAGCCCGGAAGCUCCGUUCUCUCACGUUUACCCUGCUCCAGGAACGUCACGCUGCAAAACGUUGCACAGUGUGUUGUACAGUAAGCGGCUCUCUGAACACGAAGGGCAGCAAAGAAGACAUACAGCAACGUGUCCUUCGCCUUUUGCCCGACCGGACGUCCCGCCAGUGCCCUCAGGACGUCGCCCCCGGCCGCUCCGUGUUGUUCCCACUCAGGAAGUUCUCUUACAUCAUCGGCCUUCACUUCUUCUUUUUUACCUCAAUAGUAAAGUGAAAGUUUUCCAAAAAAAAUACCCUUUGGAUGGACGUUGUUGCUGCCAAGAACAAUGUGUUUCGUUGUUUUGAUAAAACAUUUGUGCCAAACAUCUGUCCUCACGUUAAAACAGAUGUUUCAUGUUGUUGUUUUUUUAUAUAUAUAGUUUAUCUUGUACUUCAAGUUUUAUUAUUAUUAUUAUUAUUUUAUCCACAGAAACAUUUGGUGAAUUUAUGGUGAUAUCACCCGAGCAGCUGACUCACGUUGCCAAGAUACGAUUUCAUAUUUUGUUAUUGUUCGUUGUUUCAGAGAAACUAAAAGUCGGCAGCAGCGGCGACGCGUUCCAGCUUUAAUGGGACCAAACUGUGAUGAACUAUUGGAUUAUGUUAUGAUCAUAUUUUGAAGUUUAACAGUUUAUGCAACAAACAAAAGAUUAAAGCAAAUGAGGGGGGGGGG
Molecule: messenger RNA, 1875 nt
Organism: Scophthalmus maximus (turbot)
Lineage: Eukaryota; Metazoa; Chordata; Actinopteri; Pleuronectiformes; Scophthalmidae
Product: transmembrane protein 150A-like
Exons: 8
Coding region: 326-1162 (278 amino acids)
Source: RefSeq, a predicted model, not a curated record